This is a messenger RNA of Spirometra erinaceieuropaei, 9778 nucleotides long. The record is from the annotation of a GenBank genome assembly. NCBI's taxonomy places the organism in Eukaryota, Metazoa, Platyhelminthes, Cestoda, Diphyllobothriidea, Diphyllobothriidae.
AUGGUUAAGUCGGCGAAAGAGGUACUAACUCUUGUUCGCUCCAUUUUAACCAGUGACGUUGUCCUCUUAGUUUUGACUUUGACGGCGUCUGAGUCAAGUUGGUUCGCUGUCCUACAGGUUGGUAGGCUGUCAUAUUUAGUUGUCAAUCACACUCUCUUUUGGAGCUGCACACAGUGUGCACAUCUUCGAAUUGUAAUCACGUAUGGGACAAAAUCCGGCAGAGAGCUAUCAUUCUACUUAAUACGCUAGUGGUCGAACUUCCUUCUCCUCCGCUUCCGAAUUUACUUUUCAUAGGCCUCCAAGCUGAAGAAACUCAACUUUGCCUACAACGGUCUUGGUCCCAUAAAUGGUUGCAAGGAGUUAACCAUUGGAAUCAAAUCCAAUUUAAUACUCGAAGAGCUGGAUCUAAGGUAUGCGUUUUUUUUUCUGGGCGAAGCCAACCGCCAUAAACCCAGAAACUAUUUUGAUUGCAUCAAGUAAAUUAGGCCAUGAAGCUAUCAGGGUUUGUGAGUGUGAUCCCAGAAAGACGAUUGGCUUGUUACUAACCUGUAACUAGCGCAUGUAUGGUUGUUGCUUAUUUCGCUUCAGUAGGCUGAAUUAACUAGGCUCACCGUCUUGAGGGUUUUGAGUCUGAACAACUGCACGCUAACAUCCCAAUUAUACAUGCACCCAAUGUUAGGUGUGUCGUUUCAACCAGCGGCUUCCUGUUGGCUGACGUCCACAUACCCUUAACAGUACAGUUCAUACCAACCUUCAGUCGUAUCAGCGGCUUUGAGGCAUGCCAUACACUGGCCAAACGAUUGUGGGUCGACACGCUAUCCGGUGACUUUACUACCUUCCCACGUUCGGAGUGGCCUACUUACUAACCUGUACUUAUAUCGGUGGUUUUGGCAUUUGACAUGUAGUGGAGGACUGAUUUCUGAUCGCCGUGCUUUCAUUCCUAUUGCCACCUUCCCAUGUUUGUGGUGUUGCUCUUAGUAACUUAUGGUCAUAUUAGCAGCAUUCACCGAGAGAGUUCCAAUAAAUGCAUGAUCAUAUCGGUAGUUAAGGUCCUUGUCGUCUCUCUUUGUGGCAAAUUGUAGUACUGCUUACUCGAGCGUGCCAGUCCCGCGGUUAUUUGUUGAGAAAAACUGCUCAGUUGUGUGCUGGCAGAUUUAAACAAUUUAGCUGAAUACUAAAUUUUGAAAAUCUCAGCAGCGUAGCUCAGCCGGCUAGUAUUGGCUAUACUCAAGACCUGCCCUUGUUUUCGUUGGUUCGAGUCCCAUCGAGGCCGCUGACAUUUCGAUAACUGAAUAUUAAGUCAAGAAGAGUCGGUUGCUUAAACAGAGUAUAUCUAAUUGGUGUGGAGUUUGGGAACUAGAAUACGGCCACCAAUCUGGUCGAUUUGCUUUAUAAGCCGCAAGCACUCACGUUGGGGAGCUUAAAAACCACUGAAACACGAAAUUUGCGCUUUUGUGAGAUUUGAGUGACUGACCUCCGCCAUUUUAGCCCUCCUCCCCCCCAAAAAAUAACUUUAUAUCCACCAUUUUAAUAUUACAAAUGACGUAGAGGACAUUCGUAGGGGAGGAGGCCGCAAUAAGCCAGUCUAGUCCAAAAACAUGGGUUCCAUAUUCAUCCUUUCCCCAAUUGGCCGCGUAUGUUGUCUCACAUUCAAACGUCUCCCUAUCCUCCUCCAGUCAUAAUCUGUUCGGCCAAAAGCGAGCAUCUUACUCGUUAUUCUGCAAGGUACAGCGCAUGCCGUAAACAACCGCAUCAUAAGAAUUAGCCUAUUUUGAGCUCAAGCCCUCUCGCGAAAAGUCAUAGUAAAAACGAAAGGAAGUGUGCUACGUGAUGACAUUUAAUCAUCUUGUCAUCCCAAGCAUGGACUGUAUUUUAUAAGCCCUAACGUAAGGGUUGGAAGGAAGGGGAAAUCUUAAUCGAAACUAUAGAGGCAAUAAGUGUGUGAGUUUUAUAUGCGAUCUGGGUUCUCUAAAGGCAUAUGGGUCGCUCGGAAUCAGAGACUGAUGAGUCCACUGUGGAGCCAGUUUUACUAGAAGGGGAGCGGCGGAAGUCACUGUUGUGUGGGUUAUUUUGUAUCCGCGUGCUCUCGUGGGCCCGUACUGUUCGUUACUUUGUGGCUACUGGGGAACUCACAGAUGGCUGACGGGUUGACCGUUCCACGGGGUGAGGAUCGCGCGCGGCCCCCAUCGAAGGUUGUCCAUUUCAGUUCCGUUUAUUUGAGGAAACUGUAGAUGUUUCACCUUUGAAUUCCCUAUUCGAAACAAGCAACGGGAGUAUAUUAAAAAGUUGGAAACGGAAACAUCAAACAGCUACAAAAGAUUUGGCGAAACUGUACAGAUAAACGAUUUAUUCCGAGUCUUGGAAACAGUGGCACUACUAAGUACGUCGCACAGUAGUUAGUCUAUGCAUAAUUGUGCUACAGAAAAAGUAGUACGAUUUCAAUUAUCUACAGGUGCCAAGGUGAAUGCCAGCAUGUGCUUUCAGUAAGUUUGGCAUUACAAUAAAAUGAAUAAAACAAAAACGUUACUGAAAUAUAAGCAGUAAUAAAUUGUUAACACAGAACGUCAAAAUGGUAUCCGUCAGGUGGCAUUAUGGUGUAAUGGUAAACUGUUCAAGCUUCCGUUUAAAAACCUCGACGGAUGUGGACAUAACGAUAUCUGCAGCCAGACCAUUCCAAACUUCAACCACGCUGUUGAAGAAGAAGAAGAAGAAGAAGAACUUCCGUGUGUCCAGCCUGGCGUCAGUCACACAUAUGCGGUUUGAAUGGAUGACCUCGCAGUUUCUUUGUGGUUGCUAACUUCUAGAAGUCUCCGGGUACAAGACAGCAGUCCUAACCGCGCAUGAUGUUAAUGUUUGUAUUAGGUCGCCUCUUGGCUGUCUAUAACUCGAAGGAAUAGCGGACUCGUACUGUGGCCGCACAAACAUUCAAAAGGCUUUGGAGGGCAGUAUUAAUCGGAGAUUAAGAAGGCCCGCUUGACAUAGUACAGGGCUGACAUCGCGGACUUGACUGCUUUUGAACAGUGUAGCGACGGUUUAAGUGAAGUCGUAAUCCACACACACAAGUCCUUGUGGACGUCUACUUCCUGUGGUGGCAAACCAUUUGGGUGGUAAACCCUGCAGUUCAAAGAUCGGAUUCCGCCGACGCGCAGAAUCUUGCGCUUAGUCACAUUAAGUGACAAAAGCCAGUCCUGUGACCAUUUCUCGAGCUGGUUCAAGUUUACCUGUAAAUACUCCUCCCAAAAUUUAGUUUGGAAGACGCUCCAAAGCUUGGCAUCAUUGGCAAACAUGGCGACGUCACAAUCCAGUUUACCGGCGUAGUCGUUGACGUAUAUAAUGAACAGUGUGGGAGCAGAAACAGAACAUUGAGGAACAUCGCUUUCAACCAGUACCUCCAUCGACUGCCUGCCACCGGCAUGGACAACUUGAGAACCGCCGAUUAAGAGGCUUCGAAUCCGCCCCAUGAGAUUACCGCUAAUGUUCCUGGCAUGUGUUCAUAGGUCAAGACCAUGACCACGCUGCAAGACAAAUGUACCUGAAAAUCGCACCUUUACUAAUGAUUAAACUCAGAGUUAACGGCCGACAUCAUGAGACUUAAAACAAUAAAACUUCAGUUGGUAAACUAAAAUGGGACAUAUGUUCUUCCAUCAUUUGUGCGUUCUUGAAGUUCCACAUUUAAUGGAGUGAUUUUCGACGUAUACCUUCGCGAAAUUUCAAGCCGAGUAUCUGCUACCAAUGUCGAGACGUGAAAUACAUUGACUUUCGAGUAUAAGAGGAUCAUCUCGCAUUGCCCUGCGAUAACUCCAUUUGAUAGCGUGUUUGAAUUGGGUGCAAGGGAUUAUUAAAUAGCUUCCCCAGCGGUAGGAACAUGAGCAUUGGCCUGUACACAAAAGAUACUGUUGGCAGUCUGUCACUCAGUAGGCCUUUAUCGUCUUACUGUAGAAAAUUGGCAGGCACGCCAUUCUCUUCUGUGUUUUCGCAGUCUUCUAUCCGGCCGUUUAUCCUUCGGUUGGUCAUCACCAUAUUCAUGUCUACUUUAAUGGUAACCGCAUAGUCGGUACCUGUUCGGACAACGCCAAUGUAUAGGCGUAGAGUCGGUCCACAAACGUGCGUCGCCUGCCCUUAGCAGCAACGCAAGACAAUCGCAGGCGUUUAGUUCGUAAGAGAGACUCGUUUUGGAGUCACUCUGCUCAGAUCGACCCUACACCGCGUUAAAUGCUUCUCCUAGUGGACCUGACUUCGUGUCUUUCUGCUUCUUUUGUGACUCGAAAUCCUGGGUCGUCAAGUAACAAUCACGAAGGGAUAGAACCAUGCGCUAAGAAGACUUCUGCCUAUAACUCCUCCUUACAUUCUAUUUUCAAUAUUAUACCAAGUUACACACAUUAUAUGACGCGUGGUUAUGUAAAGGUCACACAAGUUAGGCAGAUGAGCUUUGAUAUUACCUAUUUAACUAAAUUACUACAGGCGAGAUCUCAUUUCGUAGCCGUACCUAUAGGGGUUAGGAGUUGAAGUUAGGGGUUAGGGUUAGGGGUUCGGGAUUAGGGAUCGGGGUCAGGAGUUAGGGUUAGGGGUCAGGCUGAGGCUUGUUUACUGCAGGUACGGCUACGAGGUAAGAUCCGACCUUACUACAUAUUCCGAUAUGCAACCUGCUGAUUUCCUUACUAUCAUAUGACCCAUGCAAUAUUUCACAAUACCUACCGGUUCAUAGAGCCGAAGUCGUCUAUUUAUGGGAAUAUAUCUGAAAAGGUUACAUAUUUGUCUAACCGCCGUCUUAUGAAUUUUCGGACAAUUCUUACUUGUGACUUUUUAAGGGCCUCUCAGUCUUUACGUGUCGAAAUUGAUGCAUCACCACAUUUUACACCACCAGUUUUCCGUCAGUGUUAGAUACAACCUAAAAGUCUCAGGCGUAAAGUCAUGAAUGCCUCGUCUGAAUUCGUUCCUCGUCAUAAUAUCCAACUUUUGGAAUAUCCAUAUUAAAAAAGCAAGGACUCGUACUUACAACGGAAAGCACUUAUCUACCUUCCCAUGUCUCGGACUUCAAACUGAUAAUUUUCUCGGGAAACUUGGUGAAUGAUCUCACAUCUCCGUUUUCUCUUGUCCUACCCCCAUUAAAUUGGACCCGACUUUCAUUCGGAAAUUUUAAAAGGACAUCUUAGCUGUAUAUGUAGUCUUAAAGGAUGAGAAGACUGCUCCUCUCACCUUCAAAACCGUUGGUUGACAAUUUACCAUGCUCAGAACGUGGGGUAGACGCAUUUUCAUUCGUUACUUCCUUUUCGCCCGAGCUUACCAGGAAAUUAUUCGUAUGUUAUUUAUUUCACUCGCUUAGCAAAAGCUUCAAAACGGUGAACUUGUUCUGUCAUCUGCUUUCAGUGACAAUAGAAUCUCCCCGGAAGGUGCGGUUCUCCUUGGUAAGGGCCUCCAGGUCAACGCAUCCCUCAAAACUCUGAAGGCAGGUGUCUAUAGCUACUGAUAUAGUUUAGUAGAUCUUAUCUUUUCAUCUAUUUUACUCAUAUCAUGCCUAAGGUCAGCCAGAUACACGCACAAUCCACCCGUGUUUGACACUGGAAGACCGCCUUUACUGAAGCCAAGAACACAUUAAAAGUGUAGAACUUCUGCAAGCCAGGCUUGGAAGUACUGUAGUGGACAAGGCUUUGGGAACCUGGCUUUUCUUAUUCCCUAGCUUUCAGCCUGUUCGUAACUGAAAAUUUAGGUCCCUGCGACAGACCUCGGCAAUUACCUUGGCCAAAACUAAACACGAAGUUCAUCCUUUAUUGAACUAAUCUUUUUAACAUCUUUAUUUAUGGGCCUCUACAAUUACAAUGGUCCUUUUUGAUUUUUGGAGAUCAACGACCUCUGAUUCUUACUGCUGCCGUUGAGAUGAGUGGGCUUUUUCGUAUUCGUUCAGGUAAAUGUUAAUGAACGGGGGUUAGUGUACACUUAACCACAAUCGCACUGAUAGAUAUCCGUCUGUAUCAUUAUCACUUGGUUAGAUGCACCUGGGGCACUUCGACUAUAAUUUUUCCUGGUAAAACGAAACAGUCGACAAAGACUGUGGCCUGGAAGCUGGAGGACAAAUUACCGAAGCUAGAAGAACAUGGGAUGGAAACAUAUUCUUAUUUUUGGUAGCUUAUGUUUAUUCAGAAGAAUCAGAGUCAACCCUGAUUCACUGAAGACUUUAUGCUUGCAGAAAAGUAGUCUCGAAUGCGACUACCCUUGGUUGCUGUUCUCUGGUGACGUCCGACCUGCCUUUGCACUUUUACUGUUAUAAACGGUCACAAAAUAAAGCUUCUUCGUAUUUUUGGGUACAGCUCGUCAGGUCUCUUCUAAAAAUUGCAUCUGAAGUAUGUUGUUUGAUAUGGCCUGGAAUAAGACCGUUUGGAGACAAGGAGAUUUUAAAAAACUAAUUUUCUUACUGGAAGGCGCGUGACGCUCUGCUUGAAGGCUCUAUUUUUCUAGCUUACCUGUGAAAAGGGUUUGAUUACACAAGGCUAUCAUUACGUUCCUAGUCGUCAAACCGUCUGGGUUUGUGACGGAUGUUGUUCAGCAUAUAAGAGUCACCUCCCCCGACGAACGACGUGACCGAAUUCCUUUCUUUCACAGAUGGAUCGAAAUCCCCUGCAGUCUGCUGGUUGCUAUGUCAUUCUUAACUUCAUCAUUAAGAAUCCCAACAAGACUUUGAAAGUACUGACCUUUGAGGUAAGUAUUUACGCAUACGUAUUAUGCAUCCUUUUCAGUUUUCACCUGCAUUGCUAUGUUUUAAGUCCGCUUUUAUCCAUGUAUCAUUGUUAUUCGGAUGCUCCAGAUAUGCAGUUUCAAUGCAUCUCCGCUAGUUGGCGCAACAUUAAGAACCAAUCAAUUUUUUUUAAAUUAACGCUAUAUAAAUUAGUUUGGUUGUCCUGUUCCAAGUGAGUGCAAAUCUACUGUCAACUCAGGCUACUUUUUGAAACUCCCUAUAUUGAAUAUUUUUCGGCAAUUAUUACAUGUUACUCCCACUCCUUCCCACCCCAGAUCGUUUAACUAAAGGAUGCUUCCUGGCUCAGGUUCAUUAGCCUUCAGUAAUUACAAAGCGUAAAGCUGUCCACCCUAUACUGUUUAAAUCGAUCAUUUCUCGGGUAUUCGUUUUCUCCGGCCAAAGUAGGUUUUCGGUAACAUUAAAAUGUCUUUUUAUCACCAGAGCACCUGGGAAGUAGGGAACAUGCAUAACUAUGAACUAUCUGUCGUGAGAUGGACUCGAAAUGCCGACUCCUGAAUUAGCUACGAGCAGUCUAUCUACUCAGAAACCACAGACACCUGAUCCCUAUAAGAAGUGGUCGAUGUUCCCCUUUUUAUGAUUUACAAAAUAAACUCAUUGUUAGGCUGAACGACUGUUCUGUUGGAAUUGUAAUGCAAACUUCCCAUACACAGAAGACUGACGGAAGUAUCUGAUAAUGCAAAUGACCCUUAAUAUGGUAAUUUAUACUAACUGGGACACUUAAUAUGAGGGCCAACUUUAGAAAGCGAGGAAUCCAAAAACAGAAAAUGUCUGCUGUGGUACGGAUUCGAACUGCAGCUUAGCCCUUUCCCAGAAUAUUCGUCUAGACUUUAAGAAUAGGCUCAUCUUGAGAGCCACGGAGAACAACUUGUUAAUUAUUUCGCCCAUCUGAUAGGGUUUUCAAAGGCAUUGCCUAUGACCCUUAAAAAUAUACUGACAUAGUAGUGACCGUUCAAGCGUAGAGCACCCCAAAACAACUUUAGAGAACCAGUUGUCCGAUUCCGAGUCGCAGCGAACAUUUCAUAAAUGUGCAAGUUAAUUUGUUCGCAUUAUCUGUCUAGAUGAAAAAAGUAUUCUUGUUCAUAAAUUUUCAGACUACCUAGAGUACCAAAUGCAUUUUAGGACUGCGUAACUUUAAUAGUAAUUAUGUGGGAGGAGCUACCAGCUACUUCAUUUGAAGUUAGCUGCAGGAGGAGGGUACAUGGGCCAUAACACAUGGGCCAUUUACACAUUUUCCUACGCAAACAGAACAUUUAAAAAGUACUCACUGGCUACAGAUAAAAGAGCCCAAUAUGCCGGACAUUACUUAGGUAUCAUCAGAACGUGACUUUGCUGGUGAAGGAAAAAGAAGACAGAUAUUCUGUUAGCUGACCGAAUUCAUGACUGUCCGUGGACUCUCCUCGUUUUAUUUUGACCACGUCAUCCGCGCAACACUCCCUGAGCAACGGUAGUCAAUGGUUUUCAGUUUGUCUCCCCUUUCAUGUUCUGUGGUACUAAGCGCAGGUGUGCACGAAACCCCAAUAUUUCAAGACGAAAUUAACGAACUCGCGUUGGUAAUUAGUGUUAAUAAUUAUUGAUUCAGCAGCGGUCCCCGUAAAUGAACUGGUGGGGGACCGCCGCUUCCUCCGAGGAGCGGUGGUGACUUACGCGCGCUUUCGGUUUCUCUCUCUCUCGAUCAUUAUCUCCUCUCCCUCCACACCCAUCAGGCGCUAGUGAAGCAAGGUUAAAACAACCUGAGGGAGGUCUAACGACUUGACGUCAGAAUUCCACUUACUCGUGCCAGGUACGCGCUGACCUCCCAACUCACGCGAACCAGAAGUAGUUCACCCGGAUAUUGUAUCCGUGACAAUUUCCACAAAAAAUGAACGAAUAAGCGGACAUUGCAGCCUGGCUGUCAGUCUCGAGGAUCGACUUAACUCGCCAGUUGGCAGCAUUCUAAGUCCUGACCCUGAUAGCUCGAAGGCGUGUCGUAAAGGUCAUACUGGACAGGUCUCACCCAUCCCUCGUCAUGUAUCAGUAACGUGCAGCAUACGUGUUUGACUCCAUUUUACUUCUAACUCUAUUCCUCCCUGUCCACGCUGGAGACCCACUAAAUUCUAAAUUCUACCACCACGGGACCGUCAAAUAAAGGAACCCACUUUGGCAGUGAUGGGUCCCUUUUGUUCAGGGUGUGGGUUGGCAUGUCGCAGCAGCUUAAGCCCCUACGACCUGCAGGCUCGGCCCCGAAAAGAAAGAGCAGGAGUCGAACGUCACCUGCGAGGAUAGUGUAUUCUGUACAGAACAACUGGAGAGGGGGCUGGAAAGAGUUGGCAGCCAGACAUGAACAUGCCCGACGCCGGGAGAGCGGCAUCCCGAGUGUGAGCGACGUAUGCGUCACAGCGUCGUAAGCGAGAGCACGUUUACUUCGGCCUUAAAAAUGAUUGGCCAGCUGGAAAGCUGUGAGCCGGCUAAAAUCAAGCUGUUGCUGCACAUGCAAGCGCACGUGUGAAGGGCGCAGCGUUGCAACAGACGCCCGGGGAUGGGGGCGCUACAGACACACAGUUCAAUUCAGAGUGGACAAGCUCACUCGGCAGAAAUUUUCUGCCCAAAAAGUUUCCCAUUGCGUGCUCGUGGAAACCCCAUUUGAACGAGUUAAGACCUUUCCCCUCUAACUGAGCUAUAGCGAUACAUCAGCUGGCUUCAUUUAGCUUUUUACAGUCCAAUCACAGACCACUUUUAUAUUUUAAGUUCUUUGCCACAUCCUAGCGGAUUUGCCAUCUUCCAGUGCUCCUCUUCUCUCUGUCCAGGACAUUGAAGUCAAUGAAAGCUUCAGACUGCUCGAGGGCCAAGCCCUCACUGCGCUGCCAGAUCUUACCAUCGUUUACGGUCCCAAGAGUAGGAACAAGGAACUUUCGUGGUACUCUCUCUCAUUCUACGUGCGGGAUCCGUCUGAGCCGCGAAAAUACACGACGGUGAUAAAAAAAAUUGGCCGCAUGUUCCAUAAGGAUUUCAAGCCCUUCCUCUUGCGAGCUGACGAGGACAAUGACAUGA